GUGCCUACCCCUGCUGCUCCCCGAUUGCAGGUUCAUCCACGACUGGGUGUACAGCGGCGUGUUCAGAGACGCUUAUGGCGAGUUCAUGAUUCAGGUGAACCACGAGUACCUCAGCUUCCGAGAUAAGUCGUACUGGACACAUGGCUACGUGCUCAUCUCCAAAGAGGUGGAGGACUGUGUUCCCGUGUUUCUGAAGCACAUUGCCCACGACGUGUACGUCUGCGGGAAGACCAUUAACCUGCUGAAACUCUGCUGCCCCCGGCAUUACCUCUGUUGGUCCGACGUCCCCGUCCCCCGGAUCUCGGUGAUUUUCUCCCUCGAGGAGUUGAAGGAGAUUGAGAAGGACUGUGCUGUCUACGUCGGGCGCAUGGAGAGGGUGGCCCGCCACAGCUCUGUCAGCAAGGAGGAGAAGGUGCGUGGCACCAUGGGUCUCGGGGGCUUUCUUUGCCCCACCUCUGCUUCCUGGGGUCUCAGGUUGGUGGGGUGGACCGUGAGGGCUGUGCAAGAUGGGGGCCUUCCUUCUGGCAUUUUCUGUCCUGGCGGUGGCCGGGGUGGGUGCCAAGGGGGAGCUGAGACGAAUAUCCUGGAGCCAGAUGCCAGGCAGGGGCUCUGUUCUCUCCUCCUGGGUUUGGGUGGCUCAGCCUGAAGCCCAGGUUUUGCUGGCGUGGGAAACUAU
This is a messenger RNA of Cercocebus atys (sooty mangabey), 676 nucleotides long. Its product is annotated as gamma-tubulin complex component 6-like. Lineage: Eukaryota; Metazoa; Chordata; Mammalia; Primates; Cercopithecidae. Bases 86 to 646 code for a protein of 186 amino acids. The transcript is spliced from 3 exons. The record is from RefSeq and is a predicted model, not a curated record.